AUACAGAACGAAAAAGCUUGGUAGAGUUAAGAUGGCGGCAUGUGGGUGAGGAGGCUGUAGUUCUUAGCUCGGGAUUUUUUUGUCAUAAAAUUUUUACAUGAAUCCUUACGUAUACAGAUAUCGAGAAAAUAACAUUUCUUACACACUUGACACAUUUGUGUGUUAAUUUGGAUUGGAUUCAUGACAUCCAUACACUUCGUGGUUCACCCGUUGCCCGGGACUGAGGACCAGCUCAAUGACAGACUUCGUGAAGUGUCGGAGAAACUCAACAAAUACAACUUUAACAGUCAUCCACACCUCAACCUGCUGGAGCAGGCUACCUUAAAACAGUGUGUAGUUGGACCAAACCAUGCUGGCUUUCUGCUUGAGGAUGGACGUGUGUGUCGGAUCAGCUUUGCUGUCCAGCCUGAUCGUCUGGAGCUGACCAAACCAGAUGGCAACGAUGGUUCAAAGUUGAGUGGCAGUGGUUCAGGGACAGGAAGGAGCUCCAGGCCAGGCAGGACUAGUGAUCCUCCCUGGUUCCUGUCUGGCUCUGACACACUGGGCAGACUGGCAGGCAACACCCUUGGGAGUCGCUGGAGCUCCGGGGUGAACGGUGGAUCAGGUGGUGGAGGAGGUGGCGGCGGUGGCAGCAGCAGCAGUGUAGGAGGUGCGGGGGGAGGAGGUGUAGGAGGAGCUGUCAGUGGAGGUGGUGGUGGAGGCUCCUCUGGGAGGUCGUCUACAGCUGCCAGGGACUCGAGACGUCAGACCAGGGUGAUCCGCACAGGGAGGGACCGGGGCUCUGGUCUCCUGGGCAGCCAGCCCCAGCCUGUCAUCCCUGCCUCGGUCAUCCCAGAGGAACUCAUCUCCCAGGCUCAGGUGGUCCUUCAGGGGAAGUCUAGGAGUGUGAUCAUCCGGGAGCUCCAGAGGACCAACCUGGAUGUCAACCUGGCCGUCAACAACCUACUGAGCAGAGACGAUGAGGACGGUGACGAUGGCGAUGACACAGCCAGCGAGUCCUACCUCCCUGGAGAGGACCUGAUGUCCCUGCUGGACGCUGACAUCCACUCAGCCCACCCCAGUGUCAUCAUCGAUGCUGACGCCAUGUUCUCUGAGGACAUCAGCUACUUUGGCUACCCCUCCUUCAGACGCUCCUCCCUGUCCCGCCUGGGUUCCUCGCGAGUUCUCCUUCUUCCCUUAGAGCGUGACUCAGAGCUGUUGCGUGAGCGUGAGUCUGUGUUGAGGUUGCGGGAGCGGAGGUGGCUGGAUGGGGCCUCAUUUGACACAGAGAGGGGCUCCACCAGCCGCGAGGGGGAGCCCAGCCUGGACAAGAAGAACAUACCCGUCCAGAGCCCUGUCUCUCUGGGCGAGGAGCUGCAGUGGUGGCCUGAUAAGGAUGGUGUAAAGUUUGUGAGCAUCGGGUCCUUGUUCUCUGAGCUGGUGGCAGUGAGCUCUAAGGGGGAACUCUACCAGUGGAAGUGGAGUGAACCAGAACCAUACAGAAACACACAGAACCCUUCUAUCCGCCACCCCCGAGUGUCCUUCCUUGGCCUGACCAAUGAGAAGAUCACCCUGCUGUCUGCUAACAGCAUCAGAGCCACCGUGGCCACGGAGACCAAUAAGGUGGCGACCUGGAUGGAUGACACCUUGAGCAGCGUGGCGUCCAAGCUGGAGCACAGUGCCCAGGCCUACCCUGAGCUGCAGGGGGAGCGCAUUGUGUCUUUGCACUGCUGUGCCCUGUACACCUGCGCCCAGUUGGAGAGCAGCCUGUACUGGUGGGGUGUUGUGCCGUUUAGUCAACGGAAAAAGAUGCUUGAAAAGGCUAGAGCCAAGAACAAGAAGCCAAAGUCGAGUGCCGGCAUCUCCUCAAUACCCAACAUCACCGUGGGAACGCAGGUGUGCCUGAGGAAUAACCCCCUCUACCACGCCGGUGCCGUUGCCUUUUCUGUCAACGCUGGGAUCCCCAAGGUGGGACUGCUCCUCGAGUCUGUCUGGAACAUGAACGACAGCUGCAGGUUCCAGCUGCGAUCACCAGAGAGCCUCAAGAACAUGGACAAGACCAUCAAGACACAGGAGAUCAAAACGGAGAGCAAGCCGGAGUUGGUAAAGACUGAGAUGGGCCCCCCUCCUUCCCCGGCCUCCACCUGCAGUGACACCUCCUCCAUCGCUAGUAGUGCCUCGCUGCCCUACAAACGAAGACGCUCGACCCCGGCUCCCAAAGAGGAGGAGAAGGUGAACGAGGAGCAGUGGCCUCUUCGGGAAGUGGUGUUUGUGGAGGAUGUUAAAAACGUCCCUGUGGGAAAGGUGCUGAAAGUGGACGGUGCGUAUGUAGCUGUGAAGUUUCCAGGGACGUCAAGCAGCGUGAGCACACAGCCGAGUCAGACUAGUGCUCCAGCUCCCAUCACUGACUCGGACCCCUCCUCACUGCUGCAGGACUGUAGGCUGCUCAGAAUAGAUGAGUUACAGGUGGUAAAAACUGGUGGAACUCCUAAAGUUCCAGAUUGCUUCCAGCGUACACCUAAAAAACUCUGCAUCCCAGAGAAGGCUGAGAUUCUGGCUGUGAAUGUUGACUCCAAAGGAGUCCACGCAGUGCUGAAGACUGGUAACUGGGUGAGGUACUGUAUCUUUGACCUGGCCACAGGCAAAGCAGAGCAGGAGAAUAACUUCCCCACCAGUAACCUGGCCUUCCUGGGGCAGAGUGAACGCAAUGUAGCGAUCUUCACCGCUGGACAGGACUCUCCAGUCAUCCUUCGGGAUGGAAACGGCACAAUUUACCCAAUGGCCAAAGACUGUAUGGGUGGGAUCCGAGACCCUGAGUGGUUGGACCUGCCGCCCAUCGCCAGCCUGGCCAUGGGGGUACACUCCUUGGCCAACCUCCCCACCAACUCAACCAUCAAGAAGAAAGCUGCUAUUAUCAUAUUAGCUGUGGAGAAGCAGACGUUGAUGCAGCACGUGCUGCGUUGUGACUUUGAUGCCUGUCGUCAGUACCUGGUCAACCUGGAGCAGGCUGUUCUCCUGGAGCAGAGUCCCCACGUUCUCCACUCCUUCCUGGGCCACCGCUGCGACGGCAACCGCAACAUCCUCCACGCCUGCGUCUCCGUCUGCUUCCCAGUCAGCAACAAGGAGACCAAGGAGGAGGAAGAAGCUGAACGGUCUGAGAGGAAUACGUUUGCAGAGAGACUGUCAGCAGUGGAGGCCAUCGCCAACGCAAUCUCCGUGGUGUCUAGCAACAGCUCUGGGAACAGGACGGGCUCUUCUAGCAGCAGAGGGCUGCGUCUGAGGGAGAUGAUGAGGCGCUCUCUGAGAGCAGCGGGGCUUGGCCGGCACGAGUCUGGCCCCUCCUCCAGCGACCACCAGGACCCUGUGUCCCCACCUAUCGCCCCUCCCAGCUGGGUGCCUGACCCCCCUCCCAUGGACCCAGAUGGUGACAUAGACUUCAUCCUGGCCCCUGCAGUGGGAUCUCUCACCACAGCCUCCACAGGGACCAGCCAGGGCCCCAGCACCUCCACUGUACCAGGCCCCUCCGAGCCUUCGGUGGUGGAGUCUAAAGACCGCAAGGCCAACGCCCACCUCAUCCUCAAACUGAUGUGUGACAGCAUGGUUCUCAGGCCACACCUCCGCGAGCUGCUAUCCGCCAAGGAUGCCCGUGGAAUGACCCCAUUCAUGCUGGCAGUCAGCGGGAGAGCUUACCCAGCUGCCAUUACUGUUCUGGAGGCUGCUCAGAAAAUGACCACGGUGGGAGACCCCAGCAUGACUGAGAAGGUGGAAGCAGACUCUGUGUUCAUGGAGAUGAUUUGUCCCACGGGGACCAACCCUGACGACUCUCCUCUCUAUGUCCUCUGCUGCAACGACACCUGCAGCUUCACCUGGACAGGAGCUGAACACAUCAACCAGGAUAUCUUUGAGUGCCGGACCUGCGGCCUGUUGGAGUCUCUUUGCUGCUGCACUGAGUGCGCCAGGGUGUGUCACAAAGGACACGACUGCAAACUCAAGAGGACCUCCCCCACUGCGUACUGUGACUGCUGGGAGAAGUGUAAGUGUAAGACGCUGAUCGCUGGACAGAAAGCUGCUCGCCUGGACCUACUGUACAGACUGCUCACCACCACUAACCUGGUCACCAGUCCAAACAGCCGGGGGGAGCAUAUCCUUCUGUUCCUGGUGCAGACUGUUGCUAGGCAGAGUGUGGAGCACUGCCAAUACCGGCCCCCUCGCAUCAGAGAAGACAGGAACCGCAAGGCUGCCAAUGCUGAAGACUCUGACAUGCCGGACCAUGACCUGGAACCUCCACGCUUCGCCCAGCUGGCCCUGGAGAGGGUGCUGCAGGACUGGAAUGCUCUCAAGUCCAUGAUAAUGUUCGGAUCCCAGGAGAAUAAAGACCCGUUGAGUGCCAGCAGUCGUAUCGCCCAUCUCCUUCCGGAGGAGCAGGUGUACCUGAACCAGCAGAGUGGCACCAUCCGCCUGGACUGCUUCACACACUGCCUCAUUGUCAAGUGUGCCCCUGACAUUACAUUUAUUGACACCCUGCUGGGGACCUUGGUGAAGGAGCUGCAGAACAAGUACACUCCUGGCCGGAGAGAGGAGGCCGUCGUCGUCACCAGGAGGUUCCUGCGCUCCGUGGCCAGGGUGUUUGUUAUCCUCAGCGUCGAGAUGGCUUCGUCCAAAAAGAAAAAUAACUUCAUCCCCCAGCCCAUUGGGAAGUGCAGGCGUGUGUUCCAGGCCCUGCUGCCCUAUGCGGUGGAGGAGCUGUGCAACGUGGCGGAGUCCCUCAUCGUGCCUGUGAGGAUGGGCAUCGCCCGGCCCACUGCCCCCUUCACCCUGGCCAGCACCAGCAUCGACGCCGUGCAGGGCAGCGAGGAACUCUUCUCUGUGGAACCCUUGCCACCGAGACCCUCCCCAGACCAGUCCAGCAAUUCUAGUCAGACUGCAUCGUCCUACAUCAUCAGGAACCCCCAGCCUCGCCGCAGCAGCCAGUCCCAGCCGGUCAGAGGGCGAGACGAGGAGCAGGAUGACAUUGUGUCUGCUGACGUUGAAGAGGUAGAGGUUGUCGAGGGUGUUGCCGGGGAGGAGGAUCACCAUGAAGACCAAGAGGAACAGGGAGAGGAGAACGCUGAGGCAGAGGGACAGCAUGAUGAACAUGAUGAGGAUGGAAGCGACAUGGAGUUGGAUCUGCUGGCUGCUGCGGAGACGGAGAGUGACAGCGAGAGUAACCAUAGCAACCAGGACAAUGCCAGUGGUCGGAGGAGUGUUGUCACCGCAGCAACUGCCGGCUCCGAAGCAGGAAGUAGAAUGUCCCUGGCUUUUCAAAGUGUUGGUGCCAGCAGUGUCCCUGCUUUCUUUUCAGAGGACGACUCCCAGUCCAACGACUCAAGCGACUCGGACAGCAGCAGCAGCCAGAGCGACGAUGUGGACCAGGAGACCUUCCUUUUGGACGAGCCCUUGGAGAGGACCACCACCGCCUCGCACGUCAACAGUGCUGCCCAGGCGCCACGCUCCAUGCAGUGGGCUGUACGCAACACCCCCAGCCAGAGAGCCACGGGCAGCGCCCCCUCCAGCUCCUCCACCCCCGCUGCAGCAAGCUCCACAGGUCUGAUCUACAUCGACCCGUCCAACCUGCGGCGCAGCAGUGCCAUCAGCACUAGCGCGGCCGCUGCGGCUGCAGCUCUGGAGGCCUCCAACUCUUCCAGCUACCUGACGUCAGCCUCCAGCUUAGCCCGGGCCUACAGCAUUGUCAUCAGACAGAUCUCUGACCUAAUGAGCCUCAUCCCCAAGUACAACCACCUGGUCUAUUCCCAGUACCCUGCUGCAGUCAAACUCACCUACCAGGACGCUGUCAACCUGCAGAACUUUGUUGAGGACAAGCUGAUCCCUACGUGGAACUGGAUGGUGUCCAUCAUGGACUCUACAGAGGCUCAGCUGCGUUACGGCUCGGCCCUGUCCUCAGCAGGCGACCCCGGACACCCAUCCCACCCCCUCCACGCCUCGCAGCACUCCGCCCGCAGGGAGCGCAUGACAGCCCGCGAGGAAGCCAGCCUCCGCACCUUGGAGGGACGCAGGUCUGGGCGUGCUGCCACUCUGCUGACAGUGCGUCAAGGGAUGAUGUCAGCACGGGGAGACUUCCUGAACUACGCCCUGUCUCUGAUGCGUUCCCAUAAUGACGAGCACUCUGACGUUCUGCCUGUGCUGGAUGUGUGUUCUCUCAAACACGUGGCCUACGUCUUCCAGGCCCUCAUCUACUGGAUCAAAGCCAUGAACCAGCAGACAACUCUGGACACAACACAGAUGGACCGCAAGAGGAGCCGAGAGAUUCUGGAACUGGGACUGGACAAUGAAGACUCUGAACAUGAGAAUGAUGAGGACACCAAUCAAAGUUGUUUUCUGGUAUUGGAAGGCAGACAAGCCAGAAGAAAGGCAGUUAGGCAGAAACGAGGCAAAAAGAAGAGGGCAGCUCCCAAAGGUUCCACGCUCCAGGAUAAGGAGGAUGACACGGUCCCUGCUGAGAUGGGACAGAACCACCCGUUCUUCCGGCGCUCUGACUCCAUGACCUUCUUGGGCUGUAUCCCCCCCAACCCCUUCGAGGUCCCCCUGGCUGAGGCCAUCCCCCUGGCAGACCAGCCUCACCUCUUGCAGCCCAAUGCAAGGAAGGAGGAUCUGUUUGGCCGUCCUAGUCAAGGCCUGUACUCGUCCUCAUACACAGCAAGCAAAGGCCUGGCUGAGGCCACCCUGGACCGCAGCUGCAUGGAGGUUAACAUGGGCUCCUCUCAGAUCCUACCCACUAAGAUGUCCUACUCAGCCAACUUGAAGAACGUGAUGAGUAUGGAGACUAGUCAGCGUGGCCGAGAGGACCAGCCCAUGGACCAGGAGCUAGUGGCUCCAAAGCCAGGCCCCUCACCCCACGACCUAGCUGCCCAGCUGAAGAGCAGCCUCCUGGCUGAAAUAGGCCUCACUGAGAGUGAUGGCCCCCCGCUCCCUUCCUUUAGACCCCACUGUAGUUUCAUGGGGAUGGUGAUCUCCCAUGACAUGCUGCUGGGCCGCUGGCGUCUGUCUCUGGAGCUGUUUGGGCGCGUCUUCAUGGAGGAUGUUGGAGCAGAGCCUGGAUCGAUUCUGACCGAGCUGGGGGGUUUUGAGGUGAAGGAGUCUAAGUUCCGUCGGGAGAUGGAGAAACUCCGUAACCUCCAGUCCCGUGACCUGGCCCUGGAGGUGGACCGUGACCGUGACCAGCUGAUCCAGCAGACCAUGAGGCAGCUCAACACCCACUUUGGACGGCGCUGCACCACCACACCCAUGGCUGUGCACCGCGUCAAGGUCACCUUCAAGGACGAGCCGGGCGAGGGUAGUGGCGUGGCCCGUAGCUUCUACACGGCCAUCGCCCUGGCCUUCCUGUCCAAUGACAAGCUGCCCAACCUGGACUGUGUGCAGAGCGUCAGCAAGGGCAUGCAGGCCAGCAGUACGUGUCAUCACGAUUACAACUCAAGUAUGACAUUGAAUCUGAUGCAGCGGCUGAGGAACAGAGACCGGGAGAGGGAGCGGAGGAGUGGAGGGCUCCGAGCCGGCUCUAGGAGAGACCGAGACAGCUCCCGUUUGGCUAAUGUCUCUUCUACCAACCUUGAUCGCGGUUCCCGCAGCACUGACAGCUGUGUUGACAUGACAACUGGGUCGGAGUUCCGAACCUUCAAAUGGAUCAUGGACUCGAGGAGACAGCUGUCCAUUGACACCCGGCCCUUCAGGCCAGCCUCGGAGGGAAACCCCAGUGAUGAACCUGACCCCCUGCCUGCCCACAGACAGGCCCUGGGAGAGAGGCUGUACCCCCGCGUCCACGCUAUGCAGCCGGCGUUUGCCAGUAAGAUCACUGGGAUGCUGCUGGAGCUCUCCCCAGCCCAGCUGCUCUUGCUCCUGGCCAGUGAGGACUCUCUCAGGGCCAGGGUGGAGGAAGCCAUGGAGCUGCUCAUUGCACAUGGAAGGGAAAAUGGUGCUGACAGCAUACUGGACCUGGGUCUCCUGGAGGCUCCUGAGAAAGCACAGCAGCAGGAGAACCGUAAGCGUCAUGGCUCCACCCGCAGUGUGGUGGACAUGGAGCUGGACGACCCUGAAGACGGAGAUGACAACGCUCCCCUGUUCUACCAGCCCGGGAAGAGAGGCUUCUACUCUCCCCGGCCUGGCAAGAACACGGAGGCCAGGCUCAACUGCUUCAGGAACAUCGGCAGAAUACUAGGGCUGUGUCUGCUGCAGAAUGAGCUCUGUCCAAUUACUUUGAACAGACAUGUCAUCAAGGUGCUGCUCGGCAGAAAGGUGAACUGGCAUGACUUUGCCUUCUUUGACCCGGUAAUGUACGAGAGCCUGCGGCAGUUGAUCCGUCACUCUCAGGCUGGAGAGGCGGACGCUGUGUUUGCAGCCAUGGACCUGGCCUUUGCCAUAGACCUGUGUAAGGAGGAAGGGGCUGGACAGGUGGAGCUGCUGUCAGGUGGGGUCAACAUGCCUGUGACUCCUCUCAACGUUUACGAAUAUGUGAGAAAGUACGCUGAACACAGGAUGCUGGUGGUUGCCGAGCAACCUCUUCAUGCAAUGAGGAAGGGUCUGUUAGAUGUCCUUCCUAAGAACGCCCUGGAGGACUUGACAGCUGAGGACUUCAGGCUGCUGGUCAAUGGCUGUGGAGAGGUCAACGUGCAGAUGCUCAUCAGCUUCACUUCCUUCAAUGAUGAAUCUGGUACAAAGACCUUGGCCCGUAUUCACAAAGAAUCUCAGAGGGAAAAUGCUGAUAAGUUGUUGCAGUUCAAACGCUGGUUUUGGUCCAUUGUGGAGAAGAUGAGCAUGACUGAGAGGCAAGAUCUGGUGUACUUCUGGACCUCCAGUCCGUCUCUGCCAGCCAGUGAGGAAGGCUUCCAGCCCAUGCCCUCCAUCACCAUCAGGCCUCCGGAUGACCAGCACCUGCCCACAGCCAACACCUGCAUCUCGCGUCUCUACGUGCCACUCUACUCCUCCAAACAGAUUCUAAAACAGAAACUCUUACUAGCCAUUAAGACCAAGAACUUUGGUUUUGUGUAGAGGUUGACAAACAUGUUUACCUGUUGUGUAAUAUUUACCUAGUUCCAUUUUUGUAGAUUUGAUUUUUGUCUAUACAAUUUUAUGGAAAUCGAAGAAAAUACAAAAAUGCUGUCGCUCCCCUGGUGGUUAUUUUGUUUGUGUUGUGAACACAGACGGCUUGUUCUUAUUUUAUUUUAUUAUUUUUUUAGUUCUGAAGGUAAUAUACAUUCCUGCAUUGGCUUUGUAAAGUUGAAGCCCUCUGCUCUAUUGGCUUAAACCUUUUACUUCCCAGGAAUUUGGCUUGACAGCAAACUGUGCCGAAGCUCAGCCAAAGAGGACCGCAGUAGAAGUAUUUAAAAAGUAAAAGUAUAAUAAAUAAAAAAAACACUGAUUAUGAUUUUGUUCCUUGCCCUAAACAGAAUACUUACUAUCACUGACAGUUUGCUGCUGCCUUGGUGGAAAGUUAUUAUUUUUCUUGUAUAAGGGGAGUAGGGAAUUUCAAAAUAAACUUGGAUGCAAAUUA
Oncorhynchus keta (chum salmon) is the source of this 9520-nucleotide messenger RNA. RefSeq names its product E3 ubiquitin-protein ligase UBR5. Gene Ontology annotation, biological process: DNA damage response; protein polyubiquitination; regulation of double-strand break repair. Gene Ontology annotation, cellular component: nucleus. The record is from RefSeq and is a predicted model, not a curated record. NCBI's taxonomy places the organism in Eukaryota, Metazoa, Chordata, Actinopteri, Salmoniformes, Salmonidae. Bases 181 to 9018 code for a protein of 2945 amino acids. Gene Ontology annotation, molecular function: ubiquitin binding; RNA binding; ubiquitin-protein transferase activity. The transcript is spliced from 59 exons.